Molecule: messenger RNA, 3579 nt
Organism: Alternaria metachromatica
Lineage: Eukaryota; Fungi; Ascomycota; Dothideomycetes; Pleosporales; Pleosporaceae
Exons: 2
Coding region: 1-3579 (1192 amino acids)
Biological process (GO): vesicle-mediated transport; autophagy; endosomal vesicle fusion
Cellular component (GO): fungal-type vacuole membrane; cytoplasm
Source: RefSeq, a predicted model, not a curated record
AUGGCAGACGCACCUUCCCAACCGCCCGCGACACGGCGCCCGCCCCCGCAAGACGGCCCCUACAUCCUCCGCAAGCUCGUCGCAAACCUCCCGCUGUCCGCUGACGGACCAUCUACUGACGUGCGCAUCACGUGUGUAGAGGUGUGGAACGGCAACCUCUAUGUUGGCACCUCCGCCGCCGAGAUCAUCCACUUCGUCCUCCUGCCGCCCGAGACCGACGAUCCCUCCGAAGAGCCCACGGCCAUCAUCGCCUCGCGACUAGAACCGCCCCAUAACGACAGCAAUGGGCCCGGUGUGCAGCAGAUUCUCCUGCUCCCCAAGAUCAGCAAGGCCUGUGUGCUGUGCAACAAUACCCUCUCCAUAUACUCGCUACCCGAGCUGAGCCCCGACUCGACUUUCAAGCCGAUAGGAUGUCUGUGGGUUGGAGGUGUCGACUUGAACGACGACAUCGAAGGUUCUGCUGAGGAUGGCGUAGUAGUCGUCAUCGGCCUCAAGAAGCGCCUGCGACUGGUGCAGAUAUCCGAGAACUCGCCCCCGAAAGCGAUCAAGGCGAUUGAAUACGGAGGCUGUCUGGUCUCUGUCCGCCGAGACACGUUCUCAUGCGCUGCUGAUGCGCAUUCAUAUGCCCUGUUGGACGUUGUACAUCAACAGAAGAUAGGCCUGUUUCCAAUCUCUUCCUUGGAUCCAGACGCCGGCGACAUUGGCGGAGCCGCUGAGCAUCUGGCGACUGUGCCAAAUGCGCCAUCUAGGAGCGUUUCCUCCGCUUCGCAUCCACAAACUCCCGAGGAGCACCGCGGCCAUUCUCGAAGUACAAGUUUGAAUGUGCUUGGGCUAGGCGGUCCUUCAAGAACAGCAAGCCCACGGGCUCCGGCUCAACGCUAUGGUUUCGACGUGCCCCAAUCACUUUCUCGCGACAUGUCACCGGCUCCGUCACGCUCGCCUGGCCGAGCCGCCAUGGGAGGAGAAGGCGAAAGAGCGUCUAGCCAGUCUCGAGGCGGCGCAACUUCACCCGAUAAACCUUUACCACCAGCUCCAACCGAAGAGGAGAGACCACAACCUGAAGAGCCACAGGUUCCACAACCGCCGCCCUUCAUUCCUUUGAGACCCCACGUCGCAUCACCAAAUCCGAACGAGUUUCUGUUGACAGUCGGCACUACACCUUCCGACCAAGGAGUCGGCAUGUUCGUAAACCUCGAUGGAGAUAUGUGCAGAGGUAGCAUACAGUUCAGUAGCUAUCCUGAUGCGAUUGCUGUAGACGGCGCGGGCAUAGAUUUCUCGGCCUCUAUGGGUCAAGGCAUGAACUCUGAGGAAGGUUACGUCUUGGCAGUUGUACAUCGAGAGGCGGAAGGUAGUAUUACCUACGGAGUUGAGAUUCAGCGAUGGGAUGUUGAUCCUAGUGCUGGAGAAGUUGACAAGCACUGGCUCAACUUCAGCCCACUCGGUCUGCCAGUUCAGACCAAAGGCUCACAUAUCUCGACGCCUAUAGGUAUGCGCACUGUAGUGCAGCCUUACGAUCUAGUAAUUUCGGAAGUAGGCGCGAAACUAACCGUCAGGAAGUUGCAGCUUGCUUCAUCUGAGGGAGCAGCGAAAGAGUCCAAUGAAGUCGAAAAGCGCCAAGCAAAUGCGGACCGCGAGUUUGCGGAGCGCCUGUCCAAGUUACAGUCACAGACUGUCGUCUGGGCCGGAGACCAGAUAUGGUGGACAGUACGAAACCCUCUAGUGACCCGAUUGGAUUCACGAAUCGAAGCAGCCCAGUAUGCGCUUAUUGGAGAUGCGACCCGCAUCCAGCCUGACAGAAGAGUCAUAGAAACCAUCUUAGGCGAUAUCCGCGGACAAGAGCCGCGCAACGAGUCUGAAUACCUUAGUCUCAUAUAUAUUCGUCAAAAGGCCUCGCUCAUGCUCUUCAUGGACGUGGUUCUACGUACCAAAACGAACAUCAUCAUAUUCGAAAACGAGAAGCGUAUCACCGAACAAGCGCUCAUCGAAGGUGAAAUAGAUCCUCGGGUUGUCCUGAGCCUAAUGCCGAUUCUCGAUCAAGAAGUCGUCCAGGGCUCAGACGGCAUACAAAUAUAUGGCGGCAUCACAACGCUGGUGGAGCACUUCUUGCAACAAAACAAUCUCUCGACCAUGCCAACGAAUGUCAAUGGUCCCUUUGGUGACAAUCUGUUGCAUUUCGUAAAGCGGUACCUUCAAUUUUGGAAGAAGCGAAAAGGCAUGGCAAGUGUAACAAACGAUCCGACCGUGUUCAAGACUGUCGAUGCAGCAUUGCUUCACAUACUCCUACUACUAGAUCAAGGGAGUCCAAAGGGUACUUCCAGCCCUGGUGCUCACCGAGCAGAACUCUACGAACUGGUGGACAAAGAAGUAGAGUGCUUCGACCGUGCUGUUGAGUUAUUGGAGCAAUUCAAGCGUCUCUUCCUACUCAGUCGCUUAUACCAAGGCAACUGCAAGGCUUCCGUCAAGGCGUCACAUGUGCUAGCGACCUGGAAACGGAUCUUGGAAGGCGAGGAAGACAAAGGAGGCGAACUUGUAGAUGGCGAGCAUAAGGUGCGCGACUACCUACGGAAGAUUCGCGAUCAAGCUCUGGUAGAAGAAUAUGGCGCAUGGCUUGCGAAUAGGAAUCCAAAGCUGGGUGUUCAAGUCUUUGCGGACGAUCAGAGUAGAGUCAAGUUUGAUCCUACUCGAGCUGUCGCUCUACUAAGAGACAAGGCGCCAGGCGCUGUCAAAGAGUACCUGGAGUAUCUUGUCUUCGGCCAGAAAAAGCACCCAGAGUACGUAAACGAACUCAUAGCAUUCUACCUCUCCACCGUAAUCACCGAACUCGAAAGCACCCCCUCAUCCCGCGCCACCCUCUCCCAAAGCUACGAAACCUACCGCAUCCUCGAACCCCCAAAACCAACCUACUUCUCCUUCAUAACCGACAACGCGCUCGACGCAGAAUGGUGGCACGCCCGCAUCCGCCUAUUGCAACUCCUCAGCGAAACCUCGUCCUACGACGUACAUACCGUUCUAUCCCGGCUGCAGCUCUACAGCCAGGAACUAGUCUCCGAAAUGAUCAUCCUAAACGGCCGGCAAGAGCGCCACGAAGAAGCGCUGAAACUGCUUACACACGGUUUGGGCGAUUACAACACAGCAAUAAGCUACUGCCUCUACGGCUACGCAUCCAUCCACCGCCGCGCCACCCCCGGCGCACCACCCGUGUCGCACAGCCAGAUCCCCACACGGUCAGAACAAUCACGCAUGUUUGGCCAUCUCCUCCGAGAAUUCCUUCAGAUAGAAGAUCUUUCGCAGAGGGUGGAGCGCACCUCUGAACUCCUCGAGCGGUUUGGCGGGUGGCUUGAUGUUGCCGAUGUGUUGGCUAUUGUGCCCGAUGAGUGGAGUGUGGAUGUUUUUAGCGGCUUUUUGAUACAGGCGUUGAGGAAGUUGGUGAGGGAUAAGGCGGAGAGUGAUGUUGUGAGAGCUAUGAGCGACGCUCAAAACAGUCAGACAAGUAACGAAUUAGUGGAGAAGAGGGAGGAGGGAGGGCCGCAGUUUGAGAGGGUGGAAGGAGAUCUGGGGAGGAAUGAUGGGGUUGUGUAG